Molecule: messenger RNA, 1533 nt
Organism: Neomonachus schauinslandi (Hawaiian monk seal)
Lineage: Eukaryota; Metazoa; Chordata; Mammalia; Carnivora; Phocidae
Gene: WNT5B
Product: Wnt family member 5B
Exons: 4
Coding region: 73-1149 (358 amino acids)
Biological process (GO): cell fate commitment; neuron differentiation; multicellular organism development
Cellular component (GO): extracellular region
Molecular function (GO): frizzled binding; cytokine activity
Source: RefSeq, a predicted model, not a curated record
GCCCCAUUUCGGAAGCCGACCGCCCCCGGGGUCUUCCCAGGGCACUGGGGGGGGCCGAGGCCGAGGCCAACCAUGGCCAGCCUCCUGCUGCUAGCCGCCGCUCUGCUGUCCAGCUGGGCCCAGCUUCCGGCCGAAGCCAGCUCCUGGUGGUCAUUAGCUAUGAGCCCGGUACAGAGACCCGAGAUGUUUAUCAUCGGUGCCCAGCCCGUGUGCAGCCAGCUUCCUGGGCUUUCCCCUGGCCAGAGGAAGCUGUGCCAACUGUACCAGGAACACAUGGCCCACAUCGGGGAGGGAGCCAAGACGGGCAUCCAGGAGUGCCAGUACCAGUUUCGCCAGCGGCGGUGGAACUGUAGCACGGUGGACAACGCGUCCGUCUUUGGCAGAGUCAUGCAGAUAGGGAGCCGGGAGACCGCCUUCACGUACGCAGUGAGCGCCGCGGGGGUGGUGAACGCCAUCAGCCGGGCCUGCAGGGAGGGUGAGCUCUCCACGUGCGGCUGCAGCCGGACAGCGCGGCCCAAGGACCUUCCCCGGGACUGGCUGUGGGGCGGCUGCGGGGACAAUGUGGAGUACGGCUACCGCUUUGCCAAGGAGUUCGUGGAUGCCCGCGAGCGGGAGAAGAACUUUGCCAAGGGGUCGGAGGAGCAGGGCCGAGUGCUCAUGAACCUGCAGAACAACGAGGCGGGGCGGAGGGCUGUGUACAAGAUGGCGGACGUGGCCUGCAAAUGCCACGGCGUCUCGGGGUCCUGCAGCCUCAAGACGUGCUGGCUGCAGCUGGCCGAGUUCCGCAAGGUGGGGGACCAGCUGAAGGAGAAGUACGACAGCGCGGCCGCCAUGCGCAUCACCCGCAAGGGCAAGCUGGAGCUGGUCAACAGCCGCUUCAACCAGCCCACCCCGGAGGACCUGGUCUACGUGGACCCCAGCCCGGACUACUGCCUGCGCAACGAGACCACGGGCUCGCUGGGCACGCAGGGCCGCCUGUGCAACAAGACGUCGGAGGGCAUGGACGGCUGCGAGCUCAUGUGCUGCGGCCGCGGCUACGACCAGUUCAAGAGCGUGCAGGUGGAGCGCUGCCACUGCAAGUUCCACUGGUGCUGCUACGUCAAGUGCAGGAAGUGCACGCAGAUCGUCGACCAGUACGUCUGUAAAUAGCCAGCGGGGGGCGCUCUUCCGGCCCCUUCUCCACUCUGCCUCACAAAGUUUAUAUUAUAUAAAUCUAUAUAAAUCUAUUUUAUAUUUGUAUAAAUAAAGGGAUGGAUGAUAAAUAAUUAAAAGAAGAAAAUGGAAAGGAAAAGCUUAUUUAAGAGACGCUGCUGGAGAUGUUGGAGGAUUGCACUGUGCCGGGGCGGGGCGGGGGGCAGGGGCUUUCCCCCCUCCCUCAGGACGUCGGGACUUGGGGCUAGUCGCUGUCUAUCCACCGUGGCCUUGAGGAGUGGCGGGUAGAUGGAGAAGAUGAUUUUGUCUGGAGUCUGCCGGCUGGAUGACCGCCCUGUGACCCCCGUCAUUAGGCCAGGAGGCCCUGCGCAAGGUGGCAGG